CUUCCUGCCAUGGCUUUCAGGUCUGUCCUGGAGUACUUACUCCAGUAUAAAACUGAGAGCAGAAAUAUGAUCACAUCCCGAGGAGUCUAAUCAAUUCUGGUUCCAACACUGAGCCUGUUUAAAACAGAGAAUGGAAUUGCUGUUCCUUGCUCUGUUCUCUCUGCACAUUCUCAAGACAGAGGCAGUAGUGGGAAGCCACUGGUGCUACCGGUCCCAGAAGUGUGAACACCCGGAGUGUGAAGAUCCUCACCAGUGGCACCUGACAGACGCCGCCUGCAAAGGGGACAGACAGUCCCCCAUCAACAUUGUCACCAGAAAUGUCGUUUAUGACAAGAGCCUCAAGCCUCUGACUUUUGAGGGAUAUGAUGGGAAAGGCUCUUCAAAGUGGAGUGUGGAAAAUAAUGGACAUACAGUUAAGGUAACACUGGAUGCAUCCCCGAAAGUUGGAGGUGGAGGACUGGCAAGAAAAUACAAGGCAGUAGAAUUCCAUUUGCACUGGGGGGUCCCAAGUCUGCAGCAAAGCAGCCCAGGAGUGCAGCAGUACAUCCCUGGCUCAGAGCACAGCAUAGAUGGAGAGAAAUAUGCCAUGGAGCUGCACCUUGUCCACAUAAGAGAGGAUGUUUCAAAUGUAGCAGAAGCCAAGAAAUACAAGGAUGGUUUGGCUGUGCUUGCCUUCUUUAUAAAGGUGGACGAGGAAAAUAAAAAUUAUGCAGCUCUUCUAAAUGAACUAGAGAAUAUUCAAUACAAAGGGCUGUCAGCACAGAUGGAUCCUUUGCCACUGAGCUCCCUUCUCCCACCUAAGGAAGAGCUUGGGAGGUACUAUCGCUAUGAGGGCUCCCUCACCACCCCUGACUGCUUCGAGGGUGUCAUCUGGACGAUAUUUGAGAUGCCAAUUGAGCUCAGCCUUCCCCAGCUCUCUCAGUUUGCAGCUCUGCACUUUGAUGGGAAGAACUCAACUCACAUGAUUGAAAAUUUCCGGCCCAUCCAGCCCCUGAACGAGCGCAAGGUGUCCUGGUCCAGCGCCAGCAUCGUCCUGCCCCCGGCAAAGCUCCUGCUGCUGCUCCUCACACUUACGUACUUCCUGAGCUCUCCUUCCCAGUGAACAUUUCUCACCUCAUUCAACGUUCUGCUCUUUUUUUUUCCUCUUUUUUUUUUUUUUUGUUAUUCUUGCUGUUGUUGGCUCUUUGUAUCAAGCAGCCUCUCUAAUUACCAACUCGUGAAUCAUAUCUCAGUACAGAGUGUAACCUUGUCCUCCUCCAGGCAUUAGCCAAGGACUGUGCUGCUCUUACAGAAAAACCCAGAACUCAAAGGAACUGUAAGAUAAAGCUGCAAAGAUUCACUUUUAAAAUAAACCAAAGCAAAACACUUAGAGGAAACAUUAGGAUGGAUUAGGACGGAUUAUCUGCAAACCUGUAGUUUUAACACACCACUGGAAGGACACUUGACAAGCUGUACAGAGGACCUUCAAGAGGAAUCUGUUCUUAAGUGCCUGUGAAGGGGUUUGUUUGGAGUAUGUUUACACUCAACACUGCAAACCUGGCAGUCAUUCCUAUAAUCCCAAACUGUCCUACCUGAAGGUACAACACAGAGCAAAGAAAAAAAACGCUCACACACAGUGGAGCAACAUCUGGGUCACCCCCUCUAGGCAAGGGUAUGUGACAAACCUCAUCUAACACAAACCUCCCCCCCUUCUUCCUCCUGAGGAUCUGAAUCCAUUUUAGCUCAGGACACUGGAUUCCUUUCACCUGAUCUCCUGAUUCUGGCUUUCGGGUUUCUCUCUUAUUUAUUCAUCCCUUCUCUGGGAUGCCAGGGUCAAUAAGAUGUGCCACAGAGAAACAGGGAAGCUCAUCCCCACGGACAAGGGGCACAUCUGUGGAAAUUCCCUCUCUUUGGAGGGCUGCAUUUGAAGCACGGGACUCUGACGAUCCUUUAUAGUUUUUAUCUGCCUAAUAAAAUGGGACAGCUCAAGAAAUGGCUCUUUCUUAUAUAUAUAUUUCUUUUAUAUAGAUAUAUAUAAUUUUUAAUAAUAACAUACCUGCAAUAUUCACAUGUGGUAAAGACUUACAGUUUUUCCAAGAAGAUUGUGAUUUGAACUGACACCUUCAGAUCCCACCCAAUUACUUACAGAAAAGAUAUUGGUGAAAGGGGUUUCCUCAUGUUAUAACACGUUAAAGCUGCUUUUAGAAUUUUAGAUUUUGGCCACACCAAAACAGGAUUUCACAUUAGCAGACUUGUAUUUUUUUUUCUUUAAGGCAGUGUUUGCAGGGAUGACUUUAUACUACAGUUAUAUGGCCAUUUUCAGGAAAAUCCUGGCAGUGAGAGUAACCACAGCUCACCAAAGGAGAAAAAAAUGGGGGGAGGGAACUAUUUUCAUAUUUAUCAAUCAAUAAUAUAAGCUUUAAAGACACACAUGGGAAAGCAAAUCCACCUAUUUAAUGUUUAAAGGAAUGAUUAAUACUUAAACUGUAUUUUUAUGUAACUGAAAGACUUUUGAGGAGCAAACAUAAACAAAAUAUUAAAGUUGAAAGAGACCUA
This is a messenger RNA of Manacus vitellinus (golden-collared manakin), 2535 nucleotides long. RefSeq names its product carbonic anhydrase 4 (gene CA4). Gene Ontology annotation, cellular component: plasma membrane. The record is from RefSeq and is a predicted model, not a curated record. Bases 131 to 1102 code for a protein of 323 amino acids. NCBI's taxonomy places the organism in Eukaryota, Metazoa, Chordata, Aves, Passeriformes, Pipridae. The transcript has 8 exons. Gene Ontology annotation, molecular function: carbonate dehydratase activity; zinc ion binding.